Messenger RNA from Entrophospora candida, 462 nucleotides. The record is from the annotation of a GenBank genome assembly. NCBI's taxonomy places the organism in Eukaryota, Fungi, Glomeromycota, Glomeromycetes, Entrophosporales, Entrophosporaceae.
AUGACUCAAAGUUCUAAUCUUGUCUUGACAGACAAGGUCUCUGGGACCUCUUGGAACUUACCUUCUCCAGAAACAGGUGGAAAGACUUCACCUCCAAAACCUACUGGUGUUAUAAUAUUACCAAGAAAUCCAAACACACAAUCUCUUACAGUUUUAGAUAAUAGAACAAAUAAAAUUUAUGAAGUUCCAAUUGAGAACAAUACAAUACCUGCUCUCAAAUUCAAGGAAAUGACAGCAGAUCCAAUACCAAAUUCUCGCGAGGAGGAUGAAAGUAGUAAAGGUUUAAGAAAUGAUUACAUAAAUCUAAAUAUUUUUGUUUGUUUAAAUAGAGUUUACGAUCCAGCAUUUCAAAAUACAGCAGUCGCAAAAUCAAAAAUUACUUAUAUUAAUGGUGAUGCUGGUAUUUUAAGAUAUCGUGGAUACCCAAUUGAACAACUUGCUGAGAAAUCUACAUAUCUUGAA